AUGGAAACGUGUCCAAAAUUUAGGUUUUUGUUCCUGCUUCUAACGUUUUUUCCUGCUGAUGCGGAGUGGGUCAUUGCUCCCAGGAAACUCUACGAGAACCAUGACUACAGGGGACUGGAAUACAUUGCCAGAAUUCGCUCCGACAAAGAAAAUUUUACAAAAGUCAUCUAUUCCCUACAUGGCCCCGGUGUGGACGAGCCCCCAUUUAACAUUUUCGGCAUCAACUCGCAGACCGGAUAUGUGAAAAUCUACGCCAUUUUGGAUAGGGAGAAAAUUUCCUCCUAUCAACUGAAAGGUGUGGCCACGUUUAUCAAUGGAUCGCGUGCGGAGACUGACAUCCCACUUCCGAUCACGGUUUUGGAUGAGAACGAUUGUGCCCCCGUGAUCCAGCUACAGACCGGAUCAGUGAAGGAAUUAAGUACAGUCGGCACAGUUGUGAUGAGGGUGAUCGCCACAGACGCUGACCAAGCCAACACGCUGCACUCUCAGAUGUUUUACAGCAUUUUGCAGGAGAGUAAUUCUGGGGGAAUGUUUGGCAUAAACGCAAGGACCGGAGAAGUGACAGUGCUCCGGAACACACUGGACAGAGAGACUAAAGACACCUACAGGCUCACGAUACGAGCUGCCGAUUUGAACGGCCAGGCUGGGGGAAAUGUGGGAAUGGGGACGAUAGAGAUUAAAAUUCUGGACAUAAACGAUAAUAUACCGACCCUGGAAAAAGAAUUUUAUGAAGCAAGUGUGGAGGAAAAUACCAUGAACGUGGAAGUGCUAAGAAUCAAAGCGAUAGAUUAUGACUUGGAGUUCACAGAAAACUGGAUGGCUGUUUAUGAAAUAACAGAUGGGAACCAGGCUGGAUAUUUCACUAUUACGACUGAUUCGAAAACAAAUGAAGGAGUCAUCAUGAUACAAAAGGCGCUUGACUACGAGGAGCUCAAAGUGGUGAAUCUGGAAGUGUCCGUGCGAAACAAAGCCGAGUACAAUUUCGGAAGCUUUGGAGGAGGUGGCGGAGGGGGAGGAGGCAAAAGUUACCCCAUCAAAAUCAACGUGAUCAACCAGAAAGAAGGUCCUCGCUUCCAGCCCAGCGUCAAAGUGGUGACCAUCUCCGAAGACCACUCCUCCGUCACGCUCCACUCUAUCAUCAGUAGAUACGCCGCUAUAGACACGGACACAGGGCUGACCGCCACAAAUGUUCGGUAUGCAAAGAUCUAUGACGAGGACAACUGGCUGAUCAUCGAUGAGCAAACUGCUGAUAUUAAGCUCAAUAAGUGGCCGGAUCGGGAGUCCAAGUUUUUGAUCAACGGGACUUACUAUUCUAAAAUUAUAUGCAUCACAAACGAUUCUCCUUCUAAAACUGCCACUGGGACCAUUGCAAUUCAGGUGGAGGACUUCAACGAUCACUGUCCAGAACUGACCACCACCGUCCAGACCCUGUGUUUCGAGGACUCUGCUGUUUACGCCACGGCUUUGGACAAAGAUGAAUUUCCAAACUCUGCCCCGUUUGUCUUCACUGUGAUUGAAUCCAAAAGCUCUGGGAAAUGGACCGUAGAACCUCUCAAUGCAACUACGGUUAUUCUGAGGGACAACGCCAACCUGUGGCCGGGCGUGCACAAGGUGGGUCUGGACAUCAGGGACCAGCAGGGGAAAUCUUGCGGCGAGGCGGAGGUGAUGGACGUGAUUGUGUGCAAGUGCAAAGAGACGACAAAAACCUGUUCCGCCCGCACCACCAAGACCUUUGAGCUUGGGCCUUCCGGGAUCCUCAUGCUGCUCCUGCCCCUGCUGCUGCUACUAUUGCUCCCUCUCCUGCUGCUGUUCUGUUUGUGUGGAGGGGCCUCUGGUUUGGCCGAUUUCAAGGCGAUUCCCUUUGAAACGAAACAGCAGCUUAUUUCAUAUCACACUGAGGGACAAGGAGAAGACAAGGAAAUCCCGCUUCUCAACGCAGUGGAAGUGGACGGUGGUGGUGGUGGUGGUGGAGUGGUCACUAAAGAUGUGAACGCUCUGAGCGGCGGAGCAUCUCUCGGAGGAGGACGUGGAGGAGGAGGAGGAGGGAUGUUUGGCGGAGGCAUGCACACUUCCACAUGGACAGAGAACAUGGACCACCAUAACCAGUACAGCUUCUACCGCGGCGAAGGCCACAGGGACUUCUCACAGGGAGGCACGCUGGGACACGGGCACUACCUGACCCAGAGCGGAGCUGGGGUCUUCGAUGGCAUGGCUCUGUCCCUAGAAUUCCUAGAGGACUAUUAUUUAAGUAAAGCGAACUACGUAUCAAGGCAGAACGAGCAGAAGGAUGCCUUUAAGGUGUACGACUAUGAGGGCCAGGAGUCCUUGGCCGGGUCGGUGGGCUGCUGCAGUCUCCUGGAGAACGAAGACGACCUGUCCUUCCUCAAUGACCUCGGACCCAAGUUUAAGAAGCUGGCCAACAUCUGCCAAGGAUCUGCCAUCGUCACCGACACCGUGGACACCGGCAUUUUCAUCUCCUCCCCCAAACUCCCCGUCUCUCCGGUCAUACCUUCCCCCACACACACACACCUCCACACGCACUCCGAAACAGUGCGCGACCGCGAGCACAUCAGCCUGAACUCCUCCCACGUCCCCGGAACCUCCCACAUCGCCGGGAGUUCCCACCUCACAGGAACCUCCACCCUCAUCAAAGAGCAAAGUCAUCCAGGCGUUUGUGUCAGCAUGCCCACCCAGACCCUGCUCAUCCAACAGCCAACCAUGUACUACGCCGCCACGCCUAUGUACGUGGUGGAGCCCAAGCCUCAGGUGGUGCUGGUGGCGGGGGGUGCGCAGCAGGCGGUCGGACAGGUGGGGGGGCUUGUGCAGGUGGGCGGGCUUCAGAGCUCUCAGGGCGUGGUUCUCGUGGAUAGGCAGGUCGGAUCAUCGGCAUCGGGACAAUCCGUUCGUAACGCUACUACUUCCAGGUCUCAACAGGUGAUUGUGGUGGAAGAGGGGGGUGUGAGGGAGAGAGGCACGCACAGGGUCGUUCACUCAGGGCAGGGUCUGGCGGUCGCGGGGCAGGGGCAGGGGGCGGUUAGCAGUCUAAGUGGAGGAGUUGGUGUGGGAAGUUCUAUUCAAAGCGGGGGAAUCAACAUGACCACUUCUAGUCAUGGUGGGGGAGUCAGAUUGGCCAGUUCUAGUCAUGGUGGGGGAGUCGGAUUGACCGGUUCCGCUGGGUCGAUUGAGGUCGACUUUGGCUUGACUACAGUUCCCAGGGCACAGGGGAGUCAGAGAGUGGUUGUGCAUCAUAAGAAAGUCUCGGUCACUGAAUCCAGAGCAUAG
Knipowitschia caucasica is the source of this 3282-nucleotide messenger RNA. Lineage: Eukaryota; Metazoa; Chordata; Actinopteri; Gobiiformes; Gobiidae. The record is from the annotation of a GenBank genome assembly.